Salarias fasciatus (jewelled blenny) is the source of this 1829-nucleotide messenger RNA. RefSeq names its product ALG10 alpha-1,2-mannosyltransferase (gene alg10). Gene Ontology annotation, molecular function: dolichyl pyrophosphate Glc2Man9GlcNAc2 alpha-1,2-glucosyltransferase activity. The record is from RefSeq and is a predicted model, not a curated record. NCBI's taxonomy places the organism in Eukaryota, Metazoa, Chordata, Actinopteri, Blenniiformes, Blenniidae. Gene Ontology annotation, biological process: dolichol-linked oligosaccharide biosynthetic process; protein N-linked glycosylation. The transcript has 3 exons. Gene Ontology annotation, cellular component: endoplasmic reticulum. Bases 180 to 1604 code for a protein of 474 amino acids.
UAGCUGUCAAAUGAGCAAGUCUUGUUUAUCUUCAGUAGACACAUUUAAGGCAGUUUCGCUCUCAGAUUGACACCGUUUUGUAUUUUUAUUGGGCUUAUCUAAUCGAAAUGCGUCGUGCGAACCCGUAUAGCAGCUAACCGCGGACUGGAUUCACUUUACGCCGUGUUUUUUAGUCAAACAUGGAGAAAUUGGAGGGCUACAUCUUCACUGCUCUCUGCAGCACAAACUUCUUGAUCUCCUGCCUGCUGUUCUCCAGAGUCACCCGGGAGCAGAGGGAGCCCUACAUGGACGAGGUCUUCCACGUCCCACAGGCUCAGAAAUACUGCCAAGGACGAUUCAACGAGUGGGAUCCGAUGAUCACCACUCUGCCAGGCCUUUACCUCAUCUCCGUGGGAGUCAUCAAGCCUGUGGUGUGGCUUGCCGACCUGACAGGCGACGUGGUUUGUUCCACUGCCAUGCUGCGCUUCGUCAACCUGCUCUUCAACUGUGGAAAUCUUUACCUCAUGUACCUGCUGAUCUGCAAGCUGCACAUCAGAGAGAAGACGCGAACAAGCUCACGCAGAGUGCUGUCAGCCUUGUCCUUGUCCACCUUCCCUGUUCUCUACUUUUUCAACUUCCUUUACUACACUGAUGCCGGAUCGACUUUCUUCAUCCUCUUCACCUACCUGAUGACGCUCUACGGCUGCCACAAGGCCUCGGCUCUCCUCGGCGUCUGCUCAGUGCUGUUCCGCCAGACCAACAUCAUCUGGGUGGCUUUCUGCGCCGGGACGCUGGUGGCCGCCAGGAUGGACGAGGCCUGGAGGACGGAGCAGACGAAAAAGAAGGACGAGAAGCCUCCGCCGUCCCAGGUCCCUCUGUCAAUCAGCGGAGUGAAGAAAAUUGCGCUUUUCACCCUGGAGUUCCUGACCUCACCCUGUCACGUGAAAGCGGUGCUGCUGGUGGCCUGGCCGUACGCGCUGGUUGGCGGAGGGUUUCUGGCGUUUGUGCUGCUAAACGACGGGAUAGUGGUGGGCGACAGGACGAGCCACGAAGCCUGCCUCAACUUCCCCCAGCUCUUCUACUUCUUCUCCUUCUCGCUCUUCUUCUCCCUCCCCGUCUCGCUGUGUUACCACCGCGUCCUGCGUUUCCUGCAAGCGCUGAAGAAGCAGCCCCUGCUCUUCCUCUUCCUCGCCGCCGUCUCCGUGCUCCUGGUGUGGAAGUUCACUUACGUCCACAAGUACCUGCUGGCGGACAACCGCCACUUCCCCUUCUACGUCUGGAAGAGAGUGUUCCAGAGGCACGAGCUGGUCCGCUUCCUCCUCGUGCCCGCGUACAUCUUCGCAGGAUGGAACUUCCUGGAUACCCUCAAGUCACGUUCCGUCUUCUGGAGCCUGGCCUUCCUGGCGUGCCUCCUGUGCGCCACAGUCCCCCAGAAGCUGCUGGAGUUCCGGUACUUCAUCGUCCCGUACCUGAUGUACCGUCUGCACAUGCCCCUGCCCUCACUGCCCAGACUCAGCGUGGAGUUCAUUCUGUACACGGCGGUGAACGCCGCCACGAUUUACAUCUUCGUCGCCAAGACUUUCCACUGGCCGGACAGCACAGCCACGCAGAGGUUCAUGUGGUGAAAGAAAAAGCCGAUCAAAACUCUCUGGUGUCACAAAUUAGGCCUCAAACGAAAGCAAAGCCCUCCUCACAUCUCGGCGUCGGACAAAAACGCCACACGGUUUCAUCAUUUUUACACUGUGUGAACUUUAAAACAUCAAAUUAGGCUACAGAGAUGAGAAAAGACAAUAAAAAUAUGGAUAGUGCAUUUUUCAUUUUAAAAUGUCUUAAUAUGUAAAAAAAAAAAA